GGGAAGCCGCGUGUCCCUAGAGACCACGAACUGGUUUGAUUGGCCCACAGACUUUAAACGGCGGCAUGGAAUGGUAUAAACCGGGAGAAUACGGGCUAUAAAAAUCUACCUCAGCUAGAAUCUCAGUGGGUCUUGGACUGAUUUUUUUUUUGUUGCGUGAGUGACAACAACUGCAGUUUGGUUCAGUAUAUAAUCUUGGUCUGGUGAGUCUCGGUCUGAUUCUGGGCUACUACAGACAUAAAUCUCUGUCCAUCUGAAACGGAAUCUGAAGGAGAAUGCAUGGAGACAGAAAAGUGUUCCGGACUAUCUGUCCAAACACAGUGGCUCCUCAUCAGAAUCAAGACAGCAGACAGACAGCAGCCAGAAAGGGCAGACCGAGGCUCCCCAGGAGCAGCAGCCCGGUCGCAGUGUAUGUGGACCGGAAUCCCUGCAUCGUUGAAGAGGCAUUCGCAACAAUAGCAUGGGACGACUUGGAGGAAUGCGCGUCCGUAAUGAGACGAGAGAGCGACUCCCUAGGUUCCCAGGUGAACGAUUCCGACGGAGAUGACCAGGAAUUCGGAGAAUAUGCCCUGGACUUCAUAGCUGACUCUCCAGCCACAUUGGAGCGCAGUCUGUCUCCAGCCGAUCUGGUGGCCUUCCAAGGGUGUAUCAUCCCUCCUCUCACCCCCCAGCGGGAGCCCUGUCCAGGGGACAAGGACCAGCAGGGCUACCCUUCCUUAGACCCAGGCCUCGGCCACCCUCAGGCCCAGGAUGGGAUACUCUGGAGGGGAAUUGCUCAGCACCACACCAGGGUCCUGGGACACACACUGGAGACCAACAGCCAGCUUCACCUGACUGUGAGCAGGAGGCAGGAGGAGAUUAAUGCUCUGCAGCAACGCAACGUCCACCUCAGAGAACUGGCCACCAGAGCUAAACACCUAGCCUCUGUCCUGGAUAAGCUGAUGAUGGUGAGGGAACCAUCAUGUUUUCGACAACCCCCAGCAUCCCCCUGUGACGAACCCCCCAUGUCAAUGAUCCCAUGUAAGAGGCAGCGUCUGGACGACACCUGUGACGACACAUCGCCCCCUGGGUGUGUGGAAGACAUCCUACGCGAUGUCAGCGACCGCUGCAACACCGUCCUGCACCACAGCACCGCUCAACCACCUCUUCCCCAGGAUAGUGACCCAGAGAGAAUACUGAUGUUCGGGGUGUUCUCUGGACUUCAGACAUCCAGGACCACAGGUGGCGCUGUGGUGAGCACGGAGGACGCGGAGGCAGGAGAGAGCAGUAGUGACUCGUCUUUCAGGACUUCAAUUAGGGAACACUGUACGAUCAGGACUCAGACCUUCCCUCACGGACACGCCUUCACCUCCAGGACGACCCAGGGAGGGUACCGCUUCCGUUGGGUUCCCAGCCAGAGCUAGCCCUUAGCGGUACUGGGUUCCCAGCCAGAGCUAGCCCUUAGCCAUACUCGGUUCCCAGCCAGGGCUAGCCCUUAGCCAUACUCGGUUCCCAGCCAGGGCUAGCCCUUAGCGGUACUGGGUUCCCUGCCAGAGCUAGCCAUUAGCGGUACUGGGUUCCCAGCCAGUGCUAGCCUUUAGCGGUACUGGGUUCCCAGCCAGAGCUAGCCCUUAGCGGUACUGGGUUCCCAGCCAGAGCUAGCCUUUAGCGGUACUGGGUUCCCAGCCAGGGCUAGCCUUUAGCGGUACUGGGUUCCCAGCCAGAGCUAGCCAUUAGCAGUACUGGUAUCCCAGCCAGAGUUAGCCCUUAGCUGUACUGGUAUCCCAGCAGGAGCUAGCCCUUAGCAUUAGCACUGAGCUAGAGCCAUCUUGAACAUGUAGUAGGUACUGCUGUUAUUAGACUGCUAGCUUCGGCUAAAUACUAGCUACACUAUAUUUAUAAAUUUAUGUGGACACCCCUUCAAAUUAGUGGAUUCGCCUAUUUCAGCCACAUCCGUUGCUGACAGGUGUAUAAAAUCGAGCACACAGCCAUGCAAUCUCCAUAGACAAACAUUGGCAAUAGAAUGGCCUUACUGAAGAGGCUCCCGAGUGGCGCAGUAGUCUAAGGCACUGCAUCUCAGUGCUAGAGGCGUCACUACAGACCCUGGUUCGAUUCCAGGCUGUAUCAUAACCAUCUGUGAUUGAGAGUCCCAUAGGGCGGCACCCAAUUGGCCCAGCAUCGUCUGGGUUAGGGUUUGGCCGCUGUAGGCCGUCAUUGUAAAUAAGAAUUUGUUCUUAACUAACUUGCCUAGUUAAAUAAAAACAGAGCUCAGUGACUUUCAAUAUGGCACCGUCAUAGGAUGCCGCCUUUCCAACAAGUCAGUUUGUCCAAUUUCUGCCCUGCUAGAGCUUCCCCUUUCAGCUGUUAUUGUGAAGUGGAAAUGUCUAGGAGCAACAACGGCUCACCUGCAAAGUGGUAGGCCAUACAAGCUCACAGAACGGGGACCGCCGAGUGCCAAAGCGCCUAGCAUGUAAUAAUCUCGGUUGCAACACUCACUACUGAGUUCCAAACAGCCUCUGGAAGCAACGUCAGCACAAUAACUGUUCGUCAGGUUGGGUUUUCAUGGCCAAGCAACCGCACACAAGCCUAAGAUGACCAUGCACAAUGCCAAGUGUCGGUUGGAGUGGUGUAAAGCUCGCUGCCAUUGGAGCAGUGGAAAUGCAUUCUCUGGAGUGAUGUGUCAAGCUUCACCAUGUGCCAGUCCGAUGGACGAAUCUGGGUUUAGCGGAUGCCAGGAGAACGCUACCUGCCGCAAUACAUGCAACUGUAAAGUUUGGUGGAGGAGGAAUAAUGGUCUGGGGAUGUUUUUCAUGGUUCGUUCUAGGCCUCUUAGUUCCAGUGAAGGGAAAUCUUAACGCUACAGCAUUCAAUGACGUUGUAGAGGAUUCUGUGCUUCCAACAUUGUGGCAACAGUUUGGGGAAGGCCCUUUCUUGUUUCAGCAUGACAAUGACCCUCUUGCACAAAGCAAAGUCCAUACAGAAUGGUUUGUCGGUGUGGAAGAACUUGACUGGCCUGCACAGAGCCCUGACCUCAACCCCAUCGAACACAUUUGGGCUGAAUUGGAACACCGACUGCGAGCCAGGCCUAAUCGUCCAACAUCAGUGCCCCCGACCUCACUAAUGCUCUUGUGGCUGAAUGGAAGCAAGUCCCCGAAGCAAUGUUCCAACAUCUAGUGGAAAGCUUUCCUAGAAAAAUGGAGGCUGUUGUAGCGGCAAAUGGGAGGAGCAACUCCAUAAGAUGUUUGACGAGCAAGUGUCCACAUACUUUUGGUCAUGUAGUGUAUAUCUCAGGGUUGGCCAACCCUCGCUUUCUGAAUAGUAACCUGCCUACAUACAGAGAACAUUCUAAAUUGUAAAUAACUUUGUGUGUACAACAAGCCAAAAGCUUUUGGCAGUGGCAGUAUAUUCUUUACUCUUGCUUUGACCAAGGAAUGGUUCAUUCAUUUUUCUAACGUCUAGUUUCUUACUACCAGGGGUGGCAGGUAGGCUAGUGGUUAGAGCGUUGGGCCAGUAACCAGCAGGUAGCCUAGUGGUUAGAGCGUUGGGCCAGUAACCAGCAGGUAGCCUAGUGGUUAGAGCGUUGGGUCAGUAACCAGCAGGUAGCCUAGUGGUUAGAGUUUUGGGCCAGUAACCAGCAGGUAGCCUAGUGGUUAGAGAGUUGGGCCAGUAACCAGCAAGUAGCCUAGUGGUUAGAGUGUUGGGCCUGUAACCAGCAGGUAGCCUAGUGGUUAGAGCGUUGGGCCAGUAACCAGCAGGUAGCCUAGUGGUUAGAGCAUUGGGCCAGUAACCAGCAGGUAGCCUAGUGGUUAGAGCGUUGAACUAGUAACCAGCAGGUAGCCUAGUGGUUAGAGAGUUGGGCCAGUAACCAGCAGGUAGCCUAGUGGUUAGAGCGUUGGGCCAGUAACCAGCAGGUAGCCUAGUGGUUAGAGCGUUGGGCCAGUAACCAGCAGGUAGCCUAGUGGUUAGAGCGUUGGGCCAGUAACCAGCAGGUAGCCUAGUGGUUAGAGCGUUGGGCCAGUAACCAGCAGGUAGCCUAGUGGUUAGAGCGUUGGGCCAGUAACCAGCAGGUAGCCUAGUGGUUAGAGCGUUGGGCCAGUAACCAGCAGGUAGCCUAGUGGUUAGAGCGUUGGGCCAGUAACCAGCAGGUAGCCUAGUGGUUAGAGCGUUGGGCCAGUAACCAGCAGGUAGCCUAGUGGUUAGAGCGUUGGGCCAGUAACCAGCAGGUAGCCUAGUGGUUAGAGCGUUGGGCCAGUAACCAGCAGGUAGCCUAGUGGUUAGAGCGUUGGGCCAGUAACCAGCAGGUAGCCUAGUGGUUAGAGCGUUGGGCCAGUAACCAGCAGGUAGCCUAGUGGUUAGAGCGUUGGGCCAGUAACCAGCAGGUAGCCUAGUGGUUAGAGCGUUGGGCCAGUAACCAGCAGGUAGCCUAGUGGUUAGAGCGUUGGGCCAGUAACCAGCAGGUAGCCUAGUGGUUAGAGCGUUGGGCCAGUAACCAGCAGGUAGCCUAGUGGUUAGAGCGUUGGGCCAGUAACCAGCAGGUAGCCUAGUGGUUAGAGCGUUGGGCCAGUAACCAGCAGGUAGCCUAGUGGUUAGAGCGUUGGGCCAGUAACCAGCAGGUAGCCUAGUGGUUAGAGCGUUGGGCCAGUAACCAGCAGGUAGCCUAGUGGUUAGGGUGUUGGGCCGGUAGCCUAGUGGUUAGAGCGUUGGGCCAGUAACCAGCAGGUAGCCUAGUGGUUAGAGUGUUGGGCCAGUAACUGAAAGGUUGCUAGUUCAGAUCUCCGAGCUGACAAGUUAAAAAUAUUUCAUUCUGCUCCUGAACAAGGAAGUUAACCCACUGUUCCUAGGCAGGUCAUUGUAAAUAAGAAUUUGUUCUUAAUAAUCAAAAUGCCCUUAUUUGUAUGGCAUGUUCAAUAGAAACAAAGUUUUAAAAAAACUACCUUUCUAAGUGUUCUGAUACUUCUAUCUUGGAGUUGUAUUUUUAUGAUAACAUAGCUACAGUAUUUCACUUUUAAAUGUGUAUAGCCCACUGUUCCUAGUUAAAUAAAAUGUAAAAAAUGGUCGAUCAACAAACCAAGUAGAAUGGGUGUUUAUAGGCCUAAUGGUGCUGUCUCCUCAGGUAUCCUAGCAACUGAAUUAACCUGUGUCUUUGUUAAAUCCAUCUUUGUGUUUACAUUUGCUCGUGCGUGUGUUGAAUAUCCAGGGCCCAACCUAAUAAUCCAGGUGGACAAUGGAACACCUCACCCACGCAAUCUACACCAAUGUAUUCAAACUUGUUUCAAAGUCUAAAGAUACAUGUUGUCAUUUUGUUUGUAUGUAAU
Messenger RNA from Salvelinus fontinalis (brook trout), 5294 nucleotides. It is a transcript of the gene mcidas, whose product is annotated as multiciliate differentiation and DNA synthesis associated cell cycle protein. The record is from RefSeq and is a predicted model, not a curated record. Gene Ontology annotation, cellular component: nucleus. The transcript is spliced from 7 exons. The coding region runs from base 276 to 1403 and encodes 375 amino acids. Gene Ontology annotation, biological process: negative regulation of cell cycle; negative regulation of DNA replication. Lineage: Eukaryota; Metazoa; Chordata; Actinopteri; Salmoniformes; Salmonidae.